Molecule: messenger RNA, 2341 nt
Organism: Pichia membranifaciens NRRL Y-2026
Lineage: Eukaryota; Fungi; Ascomycota; Pichiomycetes; Pichiales; Pichiaceae
Exons: 1
Coding region: 244-2232 (662 amino acids)
Source: RefSeq, a predicted model, not a curated record
GACGAAAAGAAGCUGCGGAUAGCGGAGGAGUGGCAACGGUGGCGGUGUGAAGGGGCACAGCGCACAGAGGCAAAGAUGGCUCUGGUUCGUUUUGGCGUCGUUGGACCGUAGCACGUUUUCCAGAACCCUGCUCCCAUCUGUUGUGUGGAAGCCGCAACAUCUGGACUUGUCUGGCGGUUCGUAGCAGUGUCUGCAUGGAUUGCACACCCGCAUACCGCAGUCGAAACACCUCCAUGGACGCAAAUGUCGAUGCUAGCCACAACACAAGCAAGAGCCGCUGCGGCGGCGGCAGGCCCUCUCGGGUCAGACACAGACAAGGCGAAGCAGAGCUUCGGUAACGAGGAGACCACCCACGACAGCGGGAAAGAGGCGGAAACCAUGAACAGAAGCAGCAGCAACGGCCACGCCAGUGAGUUCAGCGGCAGCAGCUAUUACAACGGGCUCAUCUGCGACAACCCCGACAAAGAGUCUUCCUCUCCGGGCGGUCAUGGCGAAAGCAGCAGACCGCAGUACUUCGACUACCCGACGUAUCCUACGGUGCUGAACUCUCUGCAUUACAUGAACUACGACGCGGCAAACACAGAAACCGUUGCCAUGAUGCCUUCCUCGAUGCCCUUCUCCGGUCCGCAGACUUACAACACCUCGCUGUUGGCCCCGGUGAGCGCUGCAUGGUACCCUGGCCAAUUGGCUAGCAGCAACAACGUGUCUUUGAACCACAGCUACAGCCAAGAGUUCACGAUGGACUUUGAAAAGUUGGAUCAGAUGUUCAGAAUCAACGAUCGCCAGCUAACAACCUCAGCAGCCCCUCAUAUCGACGAUCUCAAACCUUCGUCAUCCGCUAUUGCAACUUGCAGUUCCUCAUCUCAGAAUAGCAUCUCUCGCAAAACCAUGCCUUUGCUGGAAAACUUCAAAACGGGAACCCUGGUAACGAAUCCAAACUCUCCCGAAUACCUCUUUAGUUCUCCUCAGUUUGACCUACAUAAGGAGGUCCCCACACUCGUCAAGCUUGCACACAGAAAUAAAGACAUCAAGCUCUCUGACACACAGGACAUAACAAAAAGAGCAGAGUUCCAGCAGAAAUUGUUCAAAAAAAUAAAACGGAAAAGACAGUCUUUGCACGCUACUAAGCAUGUGUCAGGGAAGUACAAGGAAUCCAAAAGCAACCCCCCGUUUCCUCCAAUGAUGAACACGAAGGGAAACUCUAAAAGAACAAUAGGAAGACCCUUGACCCCGAAAACAAAAGUGAGACUCACGCUAGUUCCAAACCUACCUACUCUCUACAGCAUGUUGGUGACAGAAAACAUCGACCUUUCUGAACUCAAAUCACACUUGUCAACUUCACCGUCCUCUAUAUCUUCUCCCUCGCCAUUAUCACCUCCAUCCUCUCAUCCUUUGAAAAUACCUGCUUUCAAUAAAAAUAUACGAGAAAAAUUCAAGGUUCUGAAAAGAGGAAUUCUGGACGAUAACAAGGCGUAUGAAGAGUUGCUGUUCAAUGAGUCCGUUGAUUGGCGUUUCAAAACAUCUUCCGUAAGUUAUGCGAACUUUCAAGAGUCACAACAGACCGGCACCCCUGACAACGGGAUGAAUUGUGGAGGGGGCUUUCCCGGUAAGACACAGGCUGUCACCUUUUUGGAUACAAACGAAAAAGAUGACGAAAAUGAUAGCACAACUAGGAAUCCUGUUUUUCCAAGGCACACUUCCUUUCCCAAUGCCAUUGGGAUUGAGGAAGAUCACAGUCUAGUGUACAAAUCAGUUGACACUGCCGUCCGUGAGAUAUUCGGGCUUGAAGAAUAUACCUUUCUACGGAUAACUCGUGCAGCGGCUUUUGAGAAAACGGGAUCUGUUGUACUGAAAAUGGAAACCAUCAAACCUGGAUAUAGGUGGCUGGAUGACGAUGAGUUUGACCUCAAAAUAAUGUUCCGGAUGUUUGGAGGAGAAAACCUGGAUGAAUUGGACCAAAAUUCGGAUGAUAGCUCUAACCAGUUUGGAAGAGACGGAGAUCCUGUUACUACUACAUUUCUCAAAAAGAAAAUCGCUAGACCCAGAUACAAAUCAAAUAUGAGAAUAUAUCUUAUUCCCCGAGUCACAGAUGCUGUCUUGUAUACUCGUGAAAGCAUGCUUAAGAGGGACAUCAUCAAUGGAACCCUUGAUCUUUCAGAUGACACCGACCCACGUAUGAUUAUCACGGCUUUCGAGUUUGAGAACGUACUGCGAGAACUCAAAAUGAUAUAAAUAGCAGUUAAUAUGUACGAAUAUACACUGUAUACAGCUAAUCAGCAUAGAACAAUAUAGACACUCUCAUUUUAUAUACCCCUAUCCAAUAUCCAAGCCUUAUAGCUGU